AAGAUUCCUUGGACAAGUGUCCUGCCUUCCCCUCGUGCUGUCUUCACCUUUCCUUGGGCAGAAAGCCCCUGAGCGAGGAUCUUGUGGAGACAGCCCAUGGAAGACUGGCCACAGCCUCAUUUCAGGACAUCCUGAGGAGAAACUUCUUCCAGAAGCCCCACUGCUUGUGUCCUCCAUCAUCUGGUGGCGUCUGGCACGGACCUGGGGAGGUUCAGCUGCUGCCAAGGACCUGCUGUGUGCUGCUGGCAACCAUCGGGGUGUCUGGGGAAGCAGCUCCUGCACCAGCAAUGGACAUGCUGGACCACAGUUGUGCCAUACUCUGUUGAACAUCUGCUGUACUGCACUCCAGAUACGGCUGUGUUUCACAGACAGGGCCAAGAGACUUCACCAAGUGAAGGGAAGCCAUCAAAUUCACACUGUUUUCACCUGAGACCACCUGCAAAACAAAGAGCCUGACUUCUCUCCUGGCUUUGCACACUGGAAUGGACCUUGAAGCCGGUGACUUCUCAAUGCAAGGAUGAAGUGAAUUUAGAGCUAAAAACGAGGCAAGAAACCAGGCCUUGAAAUCUCCGAAAGGUAGGAGAGACUUCAGACUGCAAUGGGCAGUUACUGGCAUUGCUGUAGAGGCCUCCUGAACGACGUGUUGGAAAAGGAAGUGCACAGGACAGUCUUUCUGCACUGUGAAACUAUUUGAGACCCCCAUGCAAAGCUGUGCUCUGUGCUGACUCCCAGGCUCCUCAGACAUGGCCGAGGAAAAUGCACCUGAAAGAACUAUAUGCACUGACGCAGCCUCAGGAAAACCCACAAUGGCUGCCAAGCGCAAAGGCGGCCUGAAGCUAAAUGCCAUCUGUGCCAAGCUGAGCCGCCAGGUCGUCUUCGACCACGGGGGAGCCGAGGCACGGGCGGACAAGGGCCCGCAGCGGGAGAGCAGCAACAAGGACCUGCCUCAGCCCGGGACCAAGGAGCUGGGGUCGGAGUUCUCAGAUGGACUCAGCCGCGUGCAGAAGAUCGAGGAGGACAAAAGGAGGGAGGUGAUUGAGAAGUGGGUGAAUGGGGAAUACAACGAGGAGCCCUUGCUGGGGCGAGUGGAGGGCAAGGAAUGUAAGGAGAGCGCGGAGGUGCCCCCCGAAGGGGUUUACAUGGUGCAGCCCAAGGGCUGCAGCGACGAGGAAGAUAACGGGGAUGAGGCGGAUGCUCUGAGGAGCUCGCAGGAUGGCAACUUCUUGGAUGACAGGGAUUCAGAUGGGCCAGCCUUGAAGGACGAUGCCUACCGGUCCUCCAGUGGCGAGACGGGCUCCAAGCUGGGAGGAGGAACUGCCUCAGGGGAAGCUUCAUCGCUGCGAGAUUAUGCGGCCACCACCAUGAAUGAGUUCCUGGGCAUGUUUGGCUAUGAUGACCAGAACAUGAGGGAUGAGCUGGCUCGCAAGAUCAGCUUUGACAAGCUGAAUGCUGCUACCUCAGAGGCCCCUGCGACUGCUGCCUCUCUCCCUGGUGAAGAUGCCAUGAGCAAACGGGCCCGCUUCUCCAAGUAUGAGGAGUACAUCCGCAAACUGAAAGCUGGAGAGCAGCUCUCUUGGCCCAUGCACUUGGCCAAAUCUGAGGAGUUGGGCUCCAAGCUGGGCAAAGAAACUUCCUCAGUGCUGGCACAGCCCAUUCGGGUGCCAGGUGCAGAUGCCUCCAUGCUGACGGAGACCAAAGCCACCAUCCUGCCGCUGCCCUCUCCCAGCAGUUCCCAGAUGCAGGGCCUCAUGUCACGGGCCUCCAAAUAUGACUUCUUCAUUCAGAAGCUGAAGACAGGUGAGAGCAUCAGGCCACAAAAUGGCAACACUUACAAGAAGGCCUCCAAGUAUGACCUAGAAAACGUCAAGUACUUGCACCUUUUCAAGCCUGGAGAAGGAAGCCCAGAUAUGGGAGGAGCCAUCGCCUUCAAGACAGGCAAGGUAGGCCGGCCUUCCAAGUAUGAUGUGAGGAACAUUCAGAAGCUCACUCCAGUAAAAGCUCCAACACCCAGCCUGGCUCCUGCUCCCCUCGCCAGUACCCCCAGCAGCACUCCUGUGGCUGGACCAGAGCAGUCCGUCUCAUUGUCAUUCAACACUCCUGAGUACCUGAAGUCAACCUUCUCCAAGACAGACUCCAUCACAACUGGAACAGUCUCUACAGUAAAGAAUGGAUUACCCACUGACAAACCAGCUGUCAGCGAAGAUGUAAACAUUUACCAGAAGUAUAUUGCCAGGUUCUCUGGCAGUCAGCACUGUGGACACAUACACUGUGCAUACCAGUAUAGAGAACAUUACCACUGCCUUGACCCUGAGUGCAACUACCAGAGAUUCACUAGUAAACAGGAUGUGAUUCGGCAUUACAACAUGCACAAGAAACGAGAUAAUUCCCUCCAGCACGGCUUCAUGCGCUUCAGCCCCUUGGAUGACUGUAGCGUGUACUAUCAUGGCUGCCACCUGAAUGGGAAAAGCACACACUACCACUGCAUGCAGGUGGGUUGUAACAAGGUCUACACAAGCACCUCAGACGUGAUGACCCAUGAGAACUUUCACAAGAAGAACACACAGCUCAUCAACGACGGGUUCCAGCGGUUCCGUGCCACAGAGGACUGCGGCACUGUGGAAUGCCAGUUCUACGGGCAGAAAACCACUCACUUUCACUGCAGGCGACCUGGGUGUACAUUCACCUUCAAGAACAAGUGUGACAUUGAGAAGCACAAGAGCUACCACAUCAAAGAUGAUGCCUAUGCCAAGGAUGGCUUCAAGAAAUUCUACAAAUACGAGGAAUGCAAGUAUGAGGGCUGUGUCUACAGCAAGGCUACCAACCACUUCCACUGCAUAAGGGCAGGCUGUGGCUUCACCUUCACUUCCACCAGCCAGAUGACCUCCCAUAAACGCAAACAUGAGCGCCGGCACAUCCGGAGCUCAGGAGUGCUGGGCCUGCCUACCUCCCUCCUGGGGUCCAAGGAUAAUGAGCAAGAGGAGUCCAGUAAUGAUGACCUUAUUGACUUCUCCGCUAUGAGCUCGAAGAACUCCAGCCUGAGUGCCUCCCCCACCAGUCAACAGUCUUCCGUUUCUCUCAUAGUCCCAGCUGCACCUUCCUCUGCUGCUGAGCUCGCUUCCUCACAGGCCAGCAAGUCUGCCAACAGCAUGACACCAGCCACCAAGAUCUCUGGCCUGCUCUCUCAGGCUCUUCCCAGCAGUAUACCCUUGGCCCUGGCACUCUCCAACUCAGCACUUCCUGGAACAGCUGGAUCCUUCUUCCCCAUCAUCCCCAGUCGGGUCUCUACACCACUUCCUGCCAGCUCAGCUAAUCUGAUGACUGCUGGUUCUUCUGGCACCAAUCCAACAUCAUCUGCUUCUACAGAUUCCUCAUCCCAGGCCAUAUCAGGAUCUGGUGAGCCAGCAGCUACUUCUUCAGCUCCAGCAGCAUCUAUAAUGGAAAGGAUCUCUGCUAGCAAGGGAUUAAUCUCUCCUAUGAUGGCCAGGCUGGCAGCGGCUGCACUCAAGCCCUCUGUGGCACUUGAAGCAGGGAAUGGACAACCAGCAGCUCCCGGACGGUUCAAUCCAGUUCAGGUGAAGCAGGAACCUGUGGAGGCCAUGGGAUCAUCGUCUGCCACUAGUCAGGAGUCUUUGCAGGAGCACAGUUUGGACCUGAGUGUCAAGGAUCACGGUAAUGAAUCAAAUGGCCACACAGUCUCGGCAAAUUCAUCUCUUUUAUCCUCGCUUAUGAAUAAGAUGUCCAAGACCAGUGCCAGCCUUGGCAACCUGCUGAACAUUAAGACAGAAGGAGAUGGCAGCCAGGCUGGGGCUGGAGAGCCAACACAGUACUUGGGCAAGGCAGUGAAGGCACUUGUCCAGGAGAAGCUCUCCGAGCCAUGGAAGAUGUACCUGCGCCGGUUUGGUACCAAGGACUUCUGCGAUGCACAGUGCGACUUCCUCCAUAAGGUGCACUUCCAUUGCGUGGUGGAGGAAUGUGGGGCCCUCUUCAGCACCCUGGAUGGAGCCAUCAAACACGCCAAUUUUCACUUCCGAACUGAGGGUGGAACUGUGAAAAGUAACUCCGAGUCUCCCUUCUCAGCCACUGCUGAGAAUAAGCCUUCACUGGCCCCUUCAUCACCAUCUGCUACUUCUGUCACCAUGGCAAGCGCUCCAGCCCUCGAUGUGCCCACUCCAAGUCCAACCACCGUGCCCUCUGCCCCCACACUGCUAGCUUGGAAGCAGCUGGCUUCAACUAUACCCCAGAUGCCUCAGAUCCCAGCAUCAGUGCCUAACCUGGCAACUUCACCCUUGGCAACGACUUCCCUGGAGAACGCCAAGCCUCAGGUCAAACCCGGAUUUCUCCAGUUCCAGGAGAAUGAUCCCUGCCUGGCAACGGACUGCAAGUACGCCAACAAAUUCCACUUCCACUGUCUCUUUGGGAACUGCAAGUACGUGUGCAAAACCUCGGGCAAAGCAGAAUCCCACUGCCUGGACCACAUCAACCCCAACAAUAAUCUGGUGAAUGUGCGAGACCAGUUUGCUUACUAUUCACUGCAGUGUCUCUGUCCAAACCAGCACUGUGAAUUCAGGAUGCGAGGGCAUUACCACUGUCUUCGUCCUGGCUGCUACUUCGUGACUAACAUCACCACCAAGCUGCCCUGGCAUGUGAAAAAACAUGAGAAGGCAGAGAGAAGGGCAGCCAAUGGCUUCAAGUAUUUUACCAAACGAGAGGAGUGUGGCAGACUGGGUUGCAAAUACAACCAGGUGAACAGCCACUUCCACUGCAUUCGUGAAGGCUGCCAGUUCUCCUUCCUGCUCAAGCACCAAAUGACAUCCCACGCCAGAAAGCACAUGAGAAGGAUGCUGGGGAAGAACUUUGAUCGUGUUCCUACUCAGGUUAUUGGCCACACUCCAAGAAGUGAAAAUCUCCCCCAGGUUGGCAGCAUGGCACCCAGCCCAGCCUCGUCAGGAACCCCAGCUUCCUUUCAGGGACCCCCAAGCAUGAUGGACACUGAAACAGAUGAGUACAUGGAUUACACUGGCUGCAGCCCUGGGGGUAUUUCCUCUGAAUCUUCCAAUAUGGACCGCAGCUGCUCCAGCACUCCAGUGGGCAACGAAAGUACAUCAGCAGGCUGCCUGGUUCCUUCUACUGCUACUGCUGCUGCCGAUGAUGGUACCCAUACUGCACCACAACCUCAACCACCAUCUCUGCCUCCAUCUUUCUCACAAGCCCUGCUUAGGUCUCCCCUUCCCACCCUCCCCUAUCUCUUCUCUCCAUCUUGUCUCUCAUACUCUCUGCUCAGUGCCACUCUUGGAUCCAGCAGAGGCAUUGUCAUGCCUACCGCCAGCACCACUGGGUUUUCGCCCAUCAUUGCCACUCCAACUCCAGUAAAAAGUGACGUUCCCUUAGUUCAGGAUGCAGCAGGGAAUACCAUCACUAUGCCAACUGCCUCAGGGGCCAAAAAGCGUUUCUGGAUCAUUGAGGACAUGUCCCCAUUUGGCAAGCGCCGCAAGACUGCAUCCUCCCGCAAGAUGCUGGACGAAGGGAUGAUGCUGGAGGGCUUUCGGCGCUAUGACCUCUACGAGGACUGCAAGGACUCCAGCUGCCAAUUCUCUCUCAAGGUUACCCACUACCACUGCACGCGGGAGAAUUGUGGCUACAAGUUCUGUGGCCGUACCCACAUGUACAAGCACGCCCAGCAUCACGAUCGUGUUGACAACCUGGUAUUGGAUGAUUUCAAACGCUUCAAGUCUUCACUGAGUUGCAACUUCCCAGACUGUCAGUUCUCUGGCAAUAGCACACACUUCCACUGUCUGCGCUGUGGCUUCCGCUGCACUGACAGCACUAAGGUGACAGCCCACCGUAAGCACCACGGCAAGCAGGACGUCAUCAGUGCUGCUGGCUUCUGCCAGUUCAGCUCCAGUGUGGACUGCGAGGUGCCUGACUGCAAGUACAAACUCAAGUGCUCCCACUUCCACUGCACCUACCCUGGCUGCAAACACACAGUGGUGGGCAUGUCACAGAUGGACUCGCACAAGCGCAAACAUGAGAAGCAGGAGCGAGGGGAGCUUCCUGCCAUCUCUCCUGGCCCCGAGGGCCUUGCCCACUCCACUCUUGAGUACGACAUCCAGAACUCUUCCAUCAACCUGGACAGCUCCCUCAACCUCAGCACUGACAACAACAGCUCCCUCUUCUUCCUGCAGAACGCAGCUGGUGUGGGCCUCAAUGAUUCCCUGGACCUCAGCAAGAAGCAGUCAGAAGUCACUGAAGGUCCAUCACCGAGCCGAGCCGGGGCUGCACCUCAGGAGAGGGGGGCAGUGGCAUCUGGCUCCGGUGAUGUGGAGGACGAGGAUGACUCUUCCCAAGAGGAUGAAGAGGAUGAUGAGGAAGAAAUGAAUGAAGAAGAGGAGGAUGAUGAAGAGGAUGAUGAUGAUGAUGAUGAUGAAGAUGAUGAUGAAGAGGAAGACCUGAACACAGAUUCUGAGGAAUCGCUGCCUGACCCUGAGGGCCUGGCCACUAAAGAAGAUGGAGAACCAGAGGAGGCUGCUUCUUCCACAGAUCAGGGCGAUGCUUCCAGGCCACAGGGCGAGGAAGCCCUUACUCCAGCUCCAACUCCUGCUCCAGCUCCAGCUGCUGCCCCAGCCUCUACUGUUGCUCCAGCAGCUUCUCCUUAAUCUUAGAGACAAGGGUGGCAGUGGUUUGGUUUUGCUCUUACACAGAAUUACUAAGAGGACCCCAUAUGAGGCAAGAACAAAGAUUGGGAUGGCAAGUGGAAAACAAACUCCGUGCCACACACACAAGAGAGAGAGGAAGGAAGGAAACCCACGCUCCUCCUCAGGCCCCGUAAGAGACAGGCUGGCAGCAGGACUGGUGCUGCAUCCCUUCAUUCUGCAAUCAGAGAACAUGGGGGCAGGAAGCAGCAUGAACCUCCCUUCUACAUGGACAUGAACCUUGAGGGUACCAGCUGCUUUUCCUUGCUCCCUGCAUGGUGCGUGGGGCCUGUGCCCAUCUGGGGACCCUUUGUUAUGGGUGGGGCUCUAUCCCCCCAUGUUUCUUUCCGGGUUUUGUUUUUCCAUGUUUUCAGUUGUACGAUAUUAAUAAUAAUCUCCACUUCUUGGAGGGGGGUGGGUGGGAACAACAGGUAAUGAAUUUUAGAACUAUAUAUUUGUGUGUGUGUCUCUCUGUAUAACGUACACACACACACACAUAUAUAACACGCAAGGAAUUGGUGUCACAAGGACAAGUAGCUCAGCUUUGCGGGUGGGAAGGAGGGGUAAGGGGUGUUUGCUCUCUCUCUCUCUCCACCCCUCCCCCCUUCUUUCUCCAGCAUUAAAUGAAUGGCAUCAGGCAGCAAGGGUGGGAGCGGGUAUUUAUUGUCACAUAAAUGAGGACGCAUUAAUGAGUGAGCAGGGGUGGGAAUGGGACACUCCUCUGUUCUUCCAGAUCCUUUUUACUAUUAAUGAUAAUAAUUUUGAAUGCUAUUUAUAUUGUAAAACUUUUCUCAGUCUACACUUACUUUCUCUGUAGGACACCUCUCCUCAUCCCUGCUGUUCUGCCUGUAGGGAAUCUAGCUGAAGUAACUUGGGAAGAGCACAGCAGGCGGUUAAGGGGUCUGUCACACUGGAGGACUGGGGUUAAUCUCAAUCCAGUUCCAUCUCAUCCCAACUCCCAGGAGCUUCCUCUCUGUUGAGGGUGAGGCGUUUUUGUGGUGCUUCAGUAUCCCCAUCUCAGGAGGCUGUGAGCUGACACUGUCCCACAGUGCAGCACAGGGAGCACCCUGCUCACAGAAGAGCAUCCUAAGCCGUUAAAGCAGCCUUGAAAACUACUUGCUCUCUGACCAAGCAGCUGUGCAGUGACAGGUAUGUCCCCGGUCCCCAAGCCCUCGUCCCCAGCCUUCCACCAUGGAUGGGCAAGCCUGUCG
This is a messenger RNA of Neopsephotus bourkii (Bourke's parrot), 7900 nucleotides long. RefSeq names its product castor zinc finger 1 (gene CASZ1). The transcript is spliced from 23 exons. Gene Ontology annotation, cellular component: nucleus. Gene Ontology annotation, molecular function: RNA polymerase II transcription regulatory region sequence-specific DNA binding; DNA-binding transcription factor activity, RNA polymerase II-specific. Bases 744 to 6653 code for a protein of 1969 amino acids. Lineage: Eukaryota; Metazoa; Chordata; Aves; Psittaciformes; Psittacidae. The record is from RefSeq and is a predicted model, not a curated record. Gene Ontology annotation, biological process: positive regulation of transcription by RNA polymerase II; regulation of neuron differentiation.